Messenger RNA from Bactrocera dorsalis (oriental fruit fly), 2342 nucleotides. RefSeq names its product estradiol 17-beta-dehydrogenase 11. The transcript is spliced from 7 exons. Bases 690 to 1820 code for a protein of 376 amino acids. Lineage: Eukaryota; Metazoa; Arthropoda; Insecta; Diptera; Tephritidae. Gene Ontology annotation, cellular component: lipid droplet. The record is from RefSeq and is a predicted model, not a curated record. Gene Ontology annotation, molecular function: oxidoreductase activity, acting on the CH-OH group of donors, NAD or NADP as acceptor.
UGCGGGGAGUUUUGCCAUUUGUGGCUCUUUGCUGACAACCUGACUGACCGGCAGGAAAGCGGGCACCAUUUACAGACGCGCCUAAUUGAGUAUAAACGCCAAAGCAACGAAAAAUUAUGAUAAUUAAAAAAGUUUGAGCCAAAUUAAAAGAGUUGAGUAGAAAUUUGUUUUUAUGUGCAUUACAAAUGGCACUCGGAGCGCUUGUGAACGCAACCAGCUCGACGGCAGGCGGCGCGACAAUUGCGAUUCACGCGUCGAACGGGCGAGAUUGUCGAGAUCCAAAGCGCGCGCUCGCUUACCAACGCCAAGAUCACUUGGGUGACAACAACAGCAAUAAAGUUACUUACUUUUUUCACACAAUGAACAUAACAGAAAACAGUUAAGAAAUUCCAGCGCAAAGUAAAGCGAAAACUAUAAAUAAUAACAAGCGUGAGCAAAAGAAAACAAAAAGGCAACAAAUAUUUGAGAAACAAGAUCGUCAGCGCGACGCAUCAACGUUUCGAAAUCAUAUUUUGGGUGACAGUGCAUGCGUAGAGCCCGCGAUCUCUGAGUGUAGUUGGCCAAUAAGUGUAUAAGUGAAAUCAGCAGACGCCGUUAGUGCCGCAGAGUUUGUGUUUAAAAAUAAAUUUCGUUUUAGUUUUUAUUAUUUUUUCGUUUGCAAACUGAAAACGCCAAAGUUUUUAAGUAAAAUGGUGGAGACGGCAAAAAUAACGACUUUUACGCGUACGACCACCGCCGUGCCAGCGCCUGCCUCAGCACCGGCAGCUGCAACGACGCCAGCAACCGCGCCCGUCACGCCAGCCUCCGUUACGCCGACGCCGGCAGCAACAACGGCGGCGGCGACGGCGGCCAGAAAUGCGCAACGCAACGAUGAGACCGCGCGUGGCAUCUACAAUCUGAAGGUGAUCGUUUUCUUCUUGCUGUUGCCGCUGAUCCUGUUUGCCGUGUUUCUGAAGCAUUUGCUCGACUACCUGUUUGGGCUGGGCGAGAAGCCGAAGGAUGUGCGCGGCAAAGUCGCUGUGGUGACCGGUGCAGGUAAUGGCCUUGGCCGGGAAAUAGCCAUUGAGUUGGCCCGAAAGGGUUGCAAAUUGGCCAUUGUGGAUGUGAAUUCGAAAGGCUGCCUCGAAACAGUUGACCUCAUUACCAAAAUACCCGGUGCCGUGGCCAAAUCGUAUAAGACAGAUGUCUCGUCGCCGCGUGAGUUACAGUUGAUGGCGGUGAAAGUCGAGAAAGAGUUGGGUCCUGUUGAAAUAUUAGUCAACAAUGCCUCGUUGAUGCCUAUGACCUCCACACCACAUUUGACCAAUGACGAAAUUGAAACCAUACUGACGGUCAAUUUGGGCUCGUAUAUUAUGACCGUUAAGGAGUUUCUACCGAAAAUGGUGGCACGUAAAUCGGGACAUGUUGUAGCUGUGGCAGCUUUAGCAGGUUUAGUACCGCUGCCCGGUGCUGGCAUUUACACCGCCACGAAGUAUGGCAUUUUGGGCUUUAUGGAGGCGUUGCGCGGCGAAUUGCGUCUCUCCGACUGCGACUACAUACGCACCACCGUGGCAAAUGCCUAUCUAAUGAAGACUAGUGGCGAUCUGCCCUUACUCAGCGAUGCGGGCAUAAUGGCCAGUUAUCCGGGCUUGCCGACACCUUACGUCGCCGAGAAGAUCGUGCGCGGUGUCCUCUACAAUGAGCGCAUGGUCUACGUGCCGAAAAUAUUCGCGCUCACCGUGUGGCUGCUCAGAUUGUUGCCCACUAAAUGGCAGGAUUACAUGUUGCUGCGUUUCUACCACUUCGACGUGCGCAGCGCCCAUCUUUUCUACUGGAAAUAAGUACACGGCGAUCCACGGUCCAGCAUAUCCACAAACAUACAUACAUACAGACAAACAUGUGUGCCUCUCCACCCGAAAGUGUAGCCGUGUGUGUUCAAGUUGGAGUCCGCGAAGUUUGUUGGCUUGUAGAGUGUGUGUUCCAGUCCCGCAGGCAGCGCGGCGCGUCUCGAAAUCCUUAGAAGCAUAUGCCAUAUACUUAUAUGUAUGUAUGUAUUGUCUUGCUCCUCCUCCUCCCAGUUUGCGGUCACACUUUAUUGCAUUAACGGCGCUGCUGCUGCACACAUGUAUGCAUUUAGCUUCUUCUUUCACAUUUACAUUGUGAAGCCUUAAUUUGAUUAUCACAUUUUGUAUUGAAAACUUUAAUUGUUUUUUUGUUUUUUUCUUUCUUUAAUUGUAUUUCAAUUCUUUUGUGUUUGCGUUAAGCCUUACACUUUUAUAUUGUUAGUGUAUUAAAUAAAUAUUUAGCAUAAGAGUACAAUGUUAGUCAUAUCUACUAAAUAAAUAUAUACUUAUAUUAACACU